AUGGCCGAGACACCUUCAGAUCCGAUCAUCAUCAUCGGCGCCGGCCUGGUAGGGCUCACCAUGGCCCAAGGCCUCCGCAAGGCAGGGUUCCCGUUUGAGAUUUAUGAUCGGGAUAGUAGCCUUGACCAGCGGCCGGCCGGAUGGGGGAUCACGAUGCACUGGGCGCUGGCGGCGCUGGCUUCCUGUCUUCCGGAGGAUGUCUUUGCGAGAAUUCCGUCUAUUCAGGUGAAUCCGAGGGAUGGGGGGAAGGAAAACGACCACUACAAAUUCCUCAACCUCGAGACCGGCACGGACGCAUUCGCCAUCCCUUCCUCAGUGCACUACCGACUCAACAGAAAAAAAUUCCGCCAGCUACUGAGCACCGACAUCCCCGUAAAAUGGGGCAAACGCUUCACGCACUUCGAGACCGUCCCCGAUGGCGUCCUCGUCCACUUCUCGGACGGCUCCGUGGUAAAGGGCUCGAUGCUUCUGGGCAUCGAGGGCAAGAACUCGCGCGUCAAGCGGCUCCUCGUCGGCGAGGAAAACGCCAAACUCAACCCGCUCCCCGUUGCAUUCGUCGGAAUCAGCUUACGGCUCUCCCCGGCGAGAAUGGCCCCGUUUAAAGCUAUACAUCCGGUCCUCUGGCAGGGGUCGCAUCCGGGGUCUGGAUAUUUCCUUUUCUUCUCAAUGCUUUCGACACCCGAGAGCAAUGGGAGUGCGGGAACGGGUGAGGAAUUCUACGAGGGGCAGUUUAACAUGAGUUGGCUCGUUGAGAAGAACGGGCCGACGCCGGCGACGGGGCCUGAGCAGAUUGCGAAAGUGAAGAAGGCGGCGGUGAGCGAUACGGGGUUCUUCCCGGGUUUGAGAGAGGCGGUUUUGGAUAUUCCAGAGGACAGUCCCGUGCUGGAGAUCAAGCUCGAGGACUGGCCGACGCAGAUGUGGCCGAAUGCUGGCGGGAGAGUCCAGCUUGUGGGUGAUGCAGCGCAUACGAUGACGAUGUACCGCGGAGAAGCCGCCAACCACGGCAUCUUCGACGCAGCACGACUAACAGAGCAACUUAUUCGAUGGCGAGACGGGAAACAGACGCUAGAAGAGGCGUUCGACUCGUAUCAGAAGGAGGUAUAUGCGCGAACGCACGACGCCGUGAUUCAGAGCCGCUAUGCGUGUCUGGAAGCGCAUGAUGUGUCAACGCUCAGGGAGGAUAGUGCCAUCUUUCAGGUGUCGGGGUUUAAUGCUGCGGCGGAGCAGCCGAGGGCUUCAUUGUGA
This is a messenger RNA of Aspergillus calidoustus, 1245 nucleotides long. The record is from the annotation of a GenBank genome assembly. Lineage: Eukaryota; Fungi; Ascomycota; Eurotiomycetes; Eurotiales; Aspergillaceae.